CCGGAGCGGGGCCGCGGGAGCCGGGCCGGGUCCGGACGGGCCGAGAUGCCCUAUAAACUGAAGAAGGAAAAGGAGCCCCCCAAGCUUGCCAAAGGCACAGCCAAGCCCAGCAGCUCGGGCAAGGAUGGUGGAGGCGAGAAUGCUGAGGAGGCCCAAUCCCAGGUGCAGUCGCAGUCGCAGUCGCAGCCCCAGCCCCAGCCCCAGCCUCAGCCACCAGCAUCCAACAAGCGUCCCAGCAACAGCACACCACCCCCCACACAGCUCAGCAAAAUCAAGUACUCAGGGGGACCCCAGAUUGUCAAGAAGGAGCGAAGGCAGAGCUCCUCCCGCUUCAACCUCAGCAAGAACAGGGAGCUGCAGAAGCUGCCUGCCCUAAAAGAUUCACCCACCCAGGAGCGGGAGGAGCUAUUCAUCCAGAAGCUGCGCCAGUGCUGUGUUCUCUUCGACUUUGUGUCGGACCCACUUAGUGACCUCAAAUUCAAGGAGGUGAAGCGGGCAGGACUGAAUGAGAUGGUGGAGUACAUCACUCACAGUCGUGAUGUCGUCACUGAGGCCAUCUACCCAGAGGCUGUCACCAUGUUUUCAGUGAACCUCUUCCGGACACUGCCACCUUCAUCGAAUCCCACAGGGGCCGAGUUUGACCCAGAGGAAGAUGAGCCCACGUUGGAAGCUGCCUGGCCGCAUCUCCAGCUCGUGUACGAGUUUUUCUUACGUUUCCUCGAGUCCCCUGAUUUCCAGCCAAACAUAGCCAAGAAGUACAUCGACCAGAAGUUUGUCCUUGCUCUCCUGGACCUGUUUGACAGUGAAGACCCUCGAGAGCGGGACUUUCUCAAGACCAUUCUGCACCGCAUCUAUGGCAAAUUCUUGGGACUCCGGGCUUAUAUCCGCAGGCAGAUCAACCACAUCUUCUACAGGUUCAUCUAUGAGACAGAACACCAUAACGGGAUUGCUGAGCUCCUGGAGAUCCUGGGCAGUAUCAUCAAUGGCUUUGCCCUGCCUCUCAAAGAGGAGCACAAGAUGUUCCUCAUUCGGGUCCUGCUUCCUCUUCAUAAGGUCAAGUCACUGAGUGUAUACCACCCUCAGUUGGCAUACUGUGUGGUCCAGUUCUUGGAGAAGGAGAGCAGUCUGACUGAACCGGUGAUUGUAGGACUUCUCAAGUUUUGGCCGAAGACCCAUAGUCCCAAGGAGGUGAUGUUCCUGAACGAGCUGGAGGAGAUCCUGGAUGUCAUUGAGCUCUCCGAGUUCAGCAAGGUGAUGGAGCCGCUCUUUCGCCAGCUUGCCAAGUGUGUCUCCAGCCCCCAUUUCCAGGUGGCAGAGCGCGCCCUCUAUUACUGGAACAACGAGUACAUCAUGAGCCUGAUAAGUGACAAUGCUGCCCGUGUCCUCCCCAUCAUGUUCCCUGCACUCUACAGGAACUCCAAGAGCCACUGGAACAAGACAAUCCAUGGGCUCAUCUACAAUGCUCUGAAGCUAUUCAUGGAAAUGAAUCAGAAGUUGUUUGAUGACUGCACACAACAAUACAAGGCAGAGAAACAGAAGGGCCGAUUCCGAAUGAAGGAAAGAGAAGAGAUGUGGCAAAAGAUUGAGGAGCUGGCUCGGCUUAAUCCCCAGUAUCCUAUGUUCCGAGCACCUCCACCACUGCCUCCUGUGUACUCCAUGGAGACAGAAACCCCCACGGCAGAAGACAUCCAGCUUCUGAAGAGGACAGUGGAGACAGAGGCUGUGCAGAUGCUAAAGGACAUCAAGAAGGAGAAGGUGCUGCUCCGGAGGAAGUCUGAACUGCCCCAGGACGUCUACACCAUCAAGGCACUGGAGGCAAGCACUUAA
Molecule: messenger RNA, 1827 nt
Organism: Octodon degus (degu)
Lineage: Eukaryota; Metazoa; Chordata; Mammalia; Rodentia; Octodontidae
Gene: Ppp2r5d
Product: protein phosphatase 2 regulatory subunit B'delta
Exons: 16
Coding region: 46-1827 (593 amino acids)
Biological process (GO): signal transduction; protein dephosphorylation
Cellular component (GO): cytosol; protein phosphatase type 2A complex; nucleus
Molecular function (GO): protein phosphatase activator activity
Source: RefSeq, a predicted model, not a curated record